Molecule: messenger RNA, 2109 nt
Organism: Glarea lozoyensis ATCC 20868
Lineage: Eukaryota; Fungi; Ascomycota; Leotiomycetes; Helotiales; Helotiaceae
Product: Amine oxidase catalytic
Exons: 3
Coding region: 1-2109 (702 amino acids)
Biological process (GO): amine metabolic process
Molecular function (GO): copper ion binding; quinone binding; primary methylamine oxidase activity
Source: RefSeq, a predicted model, not a curated record
AUGUCUGUCGAGCAAAUCGCCACUUCGCUUCCCAUCAUCAGUGGGAAGUCAACACCUCAACAUCCUCUUGGCCCAUUGACUGCCAGCGAAAUCAAAGAAUCGUCACGGCUCAUCAAAUCAGCAUGGCCUUCAGAUGUUAACAUUCAGUUUAAGAGUAUCACUUUGCAAGAGCCUCAAAAGGCUGAGUUAUUGCAUUUCUUGGCUGCCGAACACAGUGGUCAAGCGACCCCCACUAUCGAGAGGCGAAGUUUUGUCGUGUAUUACCUGCGCAAUACUGAUAAACUUCACGAAGCUGUAGUCAGUCUGAGUGCUGGAAAGGUUGAAAGUAAUCUUCGUCUUGGUCCAAAUGUACACAGUAACGCAGAUGGCGACGAGAUUAUUGCCGUCGAGCGAAUUGCACUUGAAGAUGAGAAAGUCCAAGCAGAGAUUAAGAAGCUCCAAUUGCCAGAAGGAACAGUAGUCAUCAGUGAUCCAUGGAUUUAUGGAUCUGAUGGUAUCAAUGAGGGCCUAUUCUCGGACGACAAGCGAAUGUUCCAAUGCUUCCUCUACGUUCGGGAUCCAAAUAACUCUUCACAGGCAGAUAGUAAUCACUAUGCCAUGCCACUUAGCAUCUCUCCAGUCGUCAGCGCAGAGACGAUGAGAGUGACAAGAAUUGAUAUCUUACCAACAGGAAUUGAUAACACCAUCAAAGAACCAUCACCAUACAAAGUACAGCCACCAAACGAAUAUAUCCACGAAGCUCAAGAGCUCCGAACAGAUUUGAAACCUCUUAAUGUCGUCCAACCAGAAGGUGCUUCUUUCAAGGUCUCCAACUACAGCGAACAGGGCCACAACAUCGAAUGGCAGAAAUGGACCUUCAAAGUAGGUUUCAACCAGAGAGAAGGAAUGGUCUUAUACGAUGUCCACUACGACGGUCGACCACUUUUCUACAGACUCUCCCUUUCCGAUAUGAACAUCCCAUACGCAGACCCUCGCCACCCCUUCCACAAGAAAGCGGCAUUCGAUCUCGGAGAUGCUGGAGCAGGAAUUAUGGCCAACAACCUCCAAUUAGGAUGUGACUGUCUCGGCUCAAUCCACUACCUCUCCGCUGUCCUCAACGACGACAAAGGAGAACCACUCGACAUGCCCAACUGCGUCUGUAUUCACGAACAAGACAACGGCAUCGGAUGGAAACACACCAACUACCGCACCGGUCGAGCAGCCGUAGUCCGUAACCGCGAACUAGUCCUCCAAUCCAUCAUCACCGUCUCCAACUACGAAUACAUCCUGGCAUUCAUGUUCAACCAAGCCGGCGAAGUAACCUACGAAGUCCGCGCCACCGGUAUCCUCUCCACCCAACCCAUCGACGAAGGCAUUUCUGUCCCAUUCGGAACCGUCGUCCACCCCGGCGUCCUAGCAGUCCACCACCAACACAUCUUCUCCCUCCGCGUCGACCCCAUGAUCGACGGCCCCCUCAACCGCGUGGUCUACGACGAAGCCCACGCAAUGCCACGCUCCGACUUCAACCCCCACGGCGUUGGCUACACCGUGUCCGAAACGCCCAUCACGACCUCGGGCGGCUACGACCUCGACUACGACGUGAACCGCACCUUCAAAAUCCAAAACUCCGCCAUCAAAAACCCCAUCAACGGCAAACCAGUCGCCUAUAAGAUCCACGCCCCGCCGUUCCAGAAAAUGCUCGCAGACCCACAAUCCUACCACCACAAACGCGCCGAGUUCGCCGACCACAACAUCUACGUGACAUCCUACCGCGACGACGAGCUGUACGCCGGCGGGAAAUACACGAAUCAGUCCCGCGGCGGCACCGGCGUGCGGAGUUGGGCGGACCGCAAGGACGACGUGCAGGAUCAGGAUAUUGUGGUGUGGGUGCAGUUCGGCAUCAACCACGUCCCGCGCAUCGAGGAUUUCCCUGUUAUGCCAUGCGAGAUCCUGAAGGUGUCCUUGAAGCCGGUGAAUUUCUUUGAGAGGAAUCCCGCGAUCGAUGUCCCGCCUAGCACGCAGACUUUUAAUAAGAGUGUGCUUGCUAGUGUGGCGCAUCAGCAGGAGGUGGGGGAGGCAGUUGUGGGUGGGGAUGGCGAGUGUUGUGUUAGGGAGAGUAGUAAGUUGUAG